AGAACAUGGCAGAAAUGCAGGGCAGCGGGCAGAGGGACUGGACUCACUCCUCAGCAGAGCUGUUGGAACUCGCCUAUCACGAGGCGGCUGGCAGGUAAUGGCGUUUGGCAAGUGGACACAUAACUCACUGGGUACCAUGCCAUAGCAAGACCACCAUCCCACUCUGGAGAACCCUUUCAGAAACCUUUUACACUGUUUUCCAUUCAAAACAACACUGACUGAAAUUGUUGUCCUGCAUGUACAGGUUGCCAGUGUGUUUCCAGGUUGAAUCCAAGGUGCUGGUGUUAACAUUCUAAACUGCUUUGAUACCAUCUUUCCUGGGAAGCUUCCUAUGUGCUUUGCUUGUCAUCUAGGCCACUAUUUCUAGACCCCUGUUUUAUGAAAUUAGGCCUAGGGCUGUCGAGUCUAGGUCUUUGGGGGGCGGCACCUGGCAUGUGGAAUGCUCUGUUGAGAGAGGUUUUGUAGACUCUGAUACAUAAUUGUGACAAGAAUUAAUUUCAGAUGCACCCAGGAUCAAACUGUUUUGAAAGAUUAUUUUGAUCCUACUCGGUUCUUUUAAUCUGUUAAGCAGCAAGGCUAAAUCCAUUUUACAGAUUACAUAUUUUAAAUUAGGCCCUUUGGGGAGCCAUAAAUGCUUAUAGCUGCCAGGCCAUUACAACGUGAAGCUUGGGAUUAAACCUAGUCAACUCUGAUCCAUUGGUUUGAAAGAGUAACCCAUAAAGCAGAUGUGCAGAUGUCCCCCAUUAAUAGAGGCCUUAGAAAUAACUUUUCCCCCAGGGCUAAUUUAGCAUCUUGAAAAAUAGGAACGUGCAUCUUCGUGCAUUUCUUAGAUGGACCUCUUUUAUAUAUCCUCCUUGGGAUGAAACAGGUCACAAAAUGUUAAUAUUUGAUCUUAUAAAACCUAAUGUAAUACUAAAGGUCAGGAAGCGCUGAUACAUUUAUACUAGAUCCUCAGUGGAGAAAAAUUUUAUGAGCUGGUGUCUGUCUAGCUAGCUGUCUCGUGAACUGUUUUGCACAUGCAUGUUAUGCUGGCUCUCAAACAAGAAAAGGGGAGUUUUGUAAUUAAAGAAGCAGUGUUAAAGUGAUAGAACAGAAUCUAAAUAGUCCUUCCAGGAAUCCACUUCUUGUUAUUUCUGAAAAAGAUGCAACCCAUUUACAGUCUUCUCCUAUCUAUCAGAGUAAAUUUGUACGGCUCGUAUUGGACCUUUCGAUUCUUCACAGAGAUGCCAACAUUUGUUUGUUGUUUUUAAUUGCUGCUUUUAUAUACAAUAUGUGCUUGCUUCAUCUUUUUCUAGGUACUUCUAGUUUCUCUAGAAGAUUCAUCUGGGGAUUUAUCUUCUUUUGUUUGAUUUUUUAAAAUAUCUGUUCCUGUUGUUUGAUUUCCACCUCAGCCUUCUACUUCCCUUUCCCAUUCUUUUUACAGCUGCCCAGUGAGUUUUUUUUAAUUGCCUUUUGAUCUUCUUUUCUGUGCAUGGACACUUUCAAAAUAGUCCUCAUGGUAACAACAGAAUGGGGUUUGGAUAGAAAGGAUGUUUAUCCGCGGUCAAUGGAAGUGUGCAUGCAGCAUGGCUAACGUUGCCUCCUCCCCCUUGGUUGACUUGCAAGAUGCUUGUUGAGGACACGGGGAGCUCCUGCUUAUGGGGAGGGGGUGGAGUUGGGGAUCUGGCCCAGAGCAUAGCUGCCUUAGUCUAAGGCGGGCUUCUCUCUCCUUCUCUCGAGGCAUGGCAUUUCUCGGCAGCCUGAGGACAGCACUUCAUUCUUGAGCUUCAGAGACAUGAAAGAUUAUCCAAACCAGCUGACGGGUAGCCAGAGUCUAGCGAAGGCAGGAAUGAAUGUCCACACACCAAACGAGCCGUGGGAAGGCUCACCAGAUCCAAUUCUGACGCUGUCUGCUCCCCCCAUAGUGCCAGGCUUCUGUUGUACUGUUGGGGUGGACUGGAAGUCUCUCACCACUCCAGCGUGUCUUCCCCUGACCACGGAUUACUUCCCGGACCGCCAGAGCCUGCAGAAUGACUACACGGAGGGUUGCUACGAUCUCCUACCUGAAGCAGACCUGGAGAGGAGGGACGAGGAAGGCUUGCAGAUGACAGCCCAGCAGGUCUUUGAGGAGUUCAUCUGCCAGCGUCUCAUGCAGGGCUACCAACUCAUUGUGCAGAGUAAGCCCCAGAAGCCAGCAGCGGUCCAGCCCCCCCUUAGCAGCAGCCCCCUGUACAGCAGAGGCCUUGUGUCACGAAAUCGACCUGAGGAGGAUGACCAGCACUGGCUGAGCAUGGGCCGGACCUUCCAUAAAGUGACCCUGAAGGACAAAAUCAUUACUGUCACUCGGUAUCUGCCAAAGUACCCGUAUGAAUCUGCCCAGAUCAAUUAUACUUACAGUCUGUGUCCUUCCCACUCAGACUCAGAGUUUGUCUCUUGCUGGGUUGAGUUUUCCCACGAGAGGUUAGAGGAAUAUAAGUGGAAUUAUCUGGAUCAGUACAUCUGCUCUGCUGGUUCAGAAGAUUUUAGCCUCAUCGAGUCACUAAAAUUCUGGCGGACGCGUUUCCUGCUCCUGCCGGCCUGCAUCAGUGCCACAAAGCGUGUUAUGGAAGGCGAAGCCCACUGCGAUGUGUACGGCGGCAAGGCUCGCUCUGACGAAGAGGAGUGGCAGCUUCUGGACGGCUUCACCCGCUUUGUGGAAGGCCUGAACCGCAUCCGCAGACGGCACCGUUCUGACCGGAUCAUCCGGAAAGGUCCUGCAAUGAAAGGCUUACAGAUGACCAGCCCCCUUCCUGCUCCCUCUUUGGAGCCUCCGGGGCCACCUCCGCUAGCCAAGAAGGGGACCUCAGCGCUCUCGGCUCUGUUAGAGAUGGAGGCCAGCCAAAAGGUCCUGGGUGAUCAGCAGGCUGCAGCCCUUGCCGGGAAGAGCUCUGUCCAGCCAGCAGAGAGUGGCAGCGUCGCCAUGACCCCCACUUACAUGGACAGUCCACGCAAGGAUGGGACCUUCUUUAUGGAGUUUGUUCGAAGCCCUCGCGCAGCAUCUCUCUUCCACACGCAGGUCUCUGUCGAUCAGUCUGUUCCGGCAGCCGUGGAAGGCAGCACUUUGAUCGGCGCAGGCCAGUCUGCAGACCGGAGUGGCCUUCAGGCCAGUUCCCUGCAUGGAGGAGACCCGGCCUCAGCCACCUCUGGCCCUGUGGAAAACAGCUCCCAGCCCUUCUCCACCAGCUCCCUGACGUCGUCCUCUACUUUGCUAGAAAUCCUCGAAGCUAUGAAACAUCCCACCACAGGGAUCCAGCUGCUCUCCGAGCAGAAAGGCCUCUCCCCAUCCUGCUUCAUCAGUGCAGAAGUGGUGCACUGGCUGGUGAACAUGGUAGAGGGGGUGCAGACCCAGGCCAUGGCCAUCGACAUUAUGCAGAAAAUGCUGGAGGAGCAGCUGAUAAUUCACGCUUCCGGAGAGGCGCUUCGCACCUUUAUUUAUGGGUUUUAUUUCUACAAGAUAGUGGAAGACAAGGAGCAGGAGCGAGGGGGAAUUCAACAGCACACAGCAGGGGGAAUUCAGUGGCACACGGCAGCAAAGGACGACUUCUCCGCCUUCCAGCGAAAGUGGUUUGAGGUGGCGUUUGUGGCCGAGGAGCUUCCCCAUUCGGACAUCCCGGCGUUCCUCCUGCCGUGGCUGCCCAGCCGCCCGGCAUCCUACGCCAGCAGGCACAGCUCCUUCAGCCGCAGCUUUGGAGGACGGAGCCAGGCGGCUGCGUUAUUGGCUGCUACGGUGCCAGAACAACGGACGGUGACCCUGGAUGUGGACAUCAACAACCGCACGGACCGCCUGGAGUGGUGCAGCUGUUACUACCACGGCAGCUUCUCCCUCAGCGCCGCCUUUGAGGUCAAGCUGCACUGGAUGGCGGCGACAGCAGCUGUCCUCUUUGAGAUGGUCCAAGGCUGGCAUCGUAAAGCCACUUCCUGUGGAUUCCUGCUGGUCCCAGUCCUGGAAGGCCCGUUUGCACUGCCCAGUUACUUGUAUGGAGACCCCCUUCGAGCCCAGCUUUUCAUCCCCCUCAAUAUCAGCUGUUUGCUGAAAGAGGGCAGCGAGCACCUCUUUGAUGGCUUUGAGCCAGAAACCUAUUGGGACCGGAUGCACCUUCUGCAGGAAGCCAUUGCACACAGGUUUGGAUUCGUACAGGAUAAAUACUCUGCCUCUGCCUUCAACUUUCCCUCGGAGAACAAGCCCCAGUAUAUCCAUGUGACAGGCACGGUGUUCCUUCAGCUGCCGUAUUCCAAGCGGAAGUUCUCCGGGCAGCAGCGCCGCCGCCGCAACUCCACCAGCUCCGCCAACCAGAACGUCUUCUGUGAGGAGCGCAUUGGCUACCACUGGGCCUACAACACCAUGCUGACCAAAACCUGGCGGUCCAGCGCCACUGGCGACGAGAAGUUUGCUGACCGGCUGCUGAAGGACUUCACGGACUUCUGCUGCAACAAGGACAGUCGGCUCGUCUCCUUCUGGAUGGGCUGCCUUGAGAAGAUGCACGCCAGCGCACCCUGAGGGCCGUCUCCUGCAGGCUGGGGCAAAACCAAACCCGACUGGGGCAGUGGUGCUGUGGCAAAGCAUCUUGGCAGACUUGGCAUCUGGAGUGGAGCAGAGGGGGUCCAUAAGGUUCAGACCAAGAUGAAAGAUUAAGAGGAACUGAAAAAUAAUGGACAGAAGUAUGUAGGCGUACUGGAAGCUUAUGCCUGCUUCUCUGUGGAAGAUACUAUAUAUACAUAAAUAUGUAAAUAUACGUAAAUAUGGAAUUUAAAAUGUAGGCGAUAGGAAAUAACAUCCUCUCCUCCUGUUCUUUGUACUUUGAUAAGCCUGCAGCAUAUUAAAAUGGUAGGUAGUUGGGAAAAGAGCAGAAAUGGCGAUGACCGAAAAGAACAAGGCCAGAAGGGAGAUUGUUACAAUCCUGGGAGGAGGACUUUUAAGGGUGCUGGGUGGGAAGAGAACAAACCAGAAAUUCAGAGAACAAGAUGGUGUUGCUUGACCAGAAGGGAUCAGGGAAGCAGAAAUGGGUUGCAGAGGAAAAGAAAGAUGGGAUCACCUGGAGCAGAGAGAGGAGCAGAUCUCAGCCUUUUGGCUAAGGCCCAGCAUGUAGAGAGGAGCAGCAGAAGGCACCCUGGGACGUUGGCCCAGGUGGCAGCUGCUUCAGAGAUGAAGGAAGGGCCUGGCUACCCUCAAAUAUUCGUGCUUGUUCUGGAGACAAAAGUUGAGAACCCCCAGAGAGCAAAUGGCUCUUCUCCCCCCAAAGUGCACCCAUUUCCUUAGAAGCAAUUCCAGCAGAACAAGGAUUUACACAAAGCCUUAGUACAGAUCUUUUCAGAUAAAGCACUAAGGCCGGGUAACAAAAUCAAAGCUCAGCAUCACAGGCAUUAAAAGAAGAAGAUGAUUAUGCCAGAGGCUGGAGCCAGGGAGAUUUGUAUCGUGAGGGGAGGCCAGCCAAUGAUUGAGGAGGAGGAGGAGAAAGAAGAGGAGAUGGAGCUGGGAGUUGGGAUGCAUUCCUGGUCAGGGUGGCAGGACAGUGGCAGGCCUCUGCUAAAGCUUUUGACAAUGAGGCAUCUUGCUUCCUGGGCACCAGACCGGGUUGUCCAAAUGAAGGUACUGUGGGAGGGCUGAACCAUGGGGUGGAAGACGAGCGGUCCCAGUCUUCUCCUCCCACAAACCCUCUGGGUUCACACCCUCUGGCCUCGCAUCUCUUGCUGUGGUGCAGUUUUAGCACUACCAGCGAUCUACCAGAGGAUGCCUUUACCGGGUGUCCUUUCCCCAGCCCUGUCGUGUGUUGGGGGGAGUGGGGUCCCCCCAACCAAUGUGCCUCACUGGCAAGUAAAAGGAUGUUUUUUUCAUAAAGUCGGUAGCUCCACUUCUGGUGUUGAGGUAUAUCACUGGGGAAAUCAGCCUUCCCCCACUUCCUCGGCAACAGAGAUGAACCUCACAAGUUAUAAACAAUCAAACUUCAUUUUAAAAAAACCUUCCUUGUAAACGUCAAGUCAAGUGGAGGACAUUCAAAAACAGAGGAAAUGAAGAACAGCUAAAUCAGCAUCUUUAAAAGAAUUUCCAACAGAAAAAUGUACUAGGAAAGGUAACUCUGCUUUGAGACUGGUGAA
Molecule: messenger RNA, 6111 nt
Organism: Python bivittatus (Burmese python)
Lineage: Eukaryota; Metazoa; Chordata; Lepidosauria; Squamata; Pythonidae
Source: RefSeq, a predicted model, not a curated record